ACAGCCACUAACUACACUGAGGGCAAACGGUGUUUGAAGAGAACGAAAUCGUGAUUAUCUGAUUAUGUUAUGUUGACAGCCAAGGAGCGCAUGUCUCUGUGAAUAUUUUAUCUAACAAAACCAGAGAAGAGGAACUCACCUUGUAUUUAAACAUGGGAGGUCAGAUAACAAGAAAUACAUUGUACGAUUCUCUGGGUGGCCCCUUCCCCACCACAUCCCACCGCUACCACCAUAAGCCCACCAAGCAAUGUCUGCCCAUCCUGCAGUGUGGGGGCAGCCUGUCCUCCUUUCCCCUGCUCUUCCACCCCAGUGCCAAGGGCUUCCAGAUCGUCAUGGACGUGGCCCAGAGGACCGUCAAGAGGCAGGCCAGCUUCUGCAACGCCAUCACCUUCAGCAACCGGUCCAUCGCCCUGUACGAGCAGGUCCGCCUCAAGAUCACUAAGAAGCAGUGCUGCUGGAGCGGAGCCCUGCGUCUGGGCUUCACCUCCAAGGACCCGUCCCGCAUCAACCCAGACAACCUGCCCAAGUACGCCUGCCCAGACCUGGUCUCCCAGAACGGCUUCUGGGCCAAGGCCCUGCCCGAGGAGCUGUCCAAUGAGGGCAAUGUCAUCUCCUUCUGGGUGGACAAGAAGGGUCGGGUGUUUUACCGCACCAAUGGUUCCAGCCCCAUGCUGUUCUUCAGCGGGGUCCAUGCCUCCGAGCCACUCUGGGCUCUCAUAGACGUCUACGGCCUGACACGAGGUGUCCAGUUACUGGACAGUGAGAUGGUGCCUCUAGACUGCCUGCGUCCUCGCUCCUUCACCACCGCCCACCGGGCAUCGCUACGGCGGGACCCAGACGACCCUCACCUUUCUAUCAGCCUGUGUGACCUCAGCCUCCAGCAGCAGGAGCAGGAGGAAGAGGAGCGCCUGCACCCCCUCAGCUCCACCUCUUGUUCCAUCCCCCAGAACUCCCUCAACUCCCAGCAGUGCUCUCUGCUCCCCUCGCUUGUUGACAGCGACCUCCACUUCCACCCGCUCCGAGGCGCCCAUGUCAAGGCCCUUGAUGAGCACACGGUGUCCCGGGGCAUGGAGCAUCGCAGCGGUGAUGAGAGAACCCUGGUUUUCACCAGCCGGCCCCUGCGUUGUGGAGAAAGCGUGUUCGUAAAAGUGACCAAGGCGGGUGCCACGCGUCUCGGUUCACUCUCCUAUGGCGUGACGUCGUGCGACCCAGCUUGGCUUCGUCCCAGUGACCUGCCAUACAGCCCGGAGUCCCUGGUCGACCGCAAGGAAUUCUGGGCGGUGUGUCGGGUGGGGGCGCCCCUGCAGAGUGGUGACAUCCUGGGUUUCGUGUUGAACGUGGAGGGGGAGAUGUUUCUGAGCCACAAUGGAAUCAACGCAGGGAUGCAGGUGUGUGUGGACAACUCCAGACCUCUGUGGAUGUUCUUCGGUCUGCAUGGAGCCGUCACACAACUCAGGAUCCUAGGCUCGUCUCUGAAUGCAGACCCUCGAGGGCUGUCAAUUCCCAGCUCCCCGAACACCCCCACCCUGCGUUGCAGCGGCAGCUCCGAGCCCAACUUCAACUCCAACCUGAAUAUCAACCUCAACACCAGCCUCAACUCCAGCAACCCACCAGCCUUCAGCAGCUCCACAGGUACGACCCCCAGCUCGCCAUUCUCCAGCCACUCGGAAUCCCCCACCUUCCCAUCAUGCUCGGGCUUGUGGAGUGACGAGUGCACCAUCUGCUAUGAGAACGUGGUGGACACGGUGCUGUACGCCUGUGGUCACAUGUGUCUCUGCUACGCCUGUGGCCUCAAAUUGAAGAAGAUGGCCAACGCCAGCUGCCCGAUCUGCAGGAGGACAAUCAAGGACAUUAUAAAGACCUACCGGAGCACGUAGGAUCUGCCUGGCUGUGUAACAUCAUGGCUCAUUCAUCAAAGAAACCAUUGAGACCUAUUGGAGCAUGUACGUUUGGCCUGACUGUCUCAAUAUUGCUCAGCAACGCUAUGAGAUUCAGCAUCAUGCAGUUGGUCCAUCAAAGAUAUCAGAAAAACAUGUUGGGAUAUAAAUACAUUGUAAAGAUGAACAGGAAGAGGUAAUGCUGGCCUCCAGUGUGUCACUAUGGCCCAGAGACUGGAUUGGGUUCAGCCACCAUGGAGUUGGACUUAACCAGGAGGGAUCUGGCUCACUCUCUGCAGACACAAUUGUGUCUGUUAGGGCUGUGAUGGUCAUGGAAUUUUGGAUAACGGUAUUUGGCCAGCCAAAUGGCCGCGGUCACCAUAAUAACCAUUCGAAUAGAAAAAAAAUAAUAACGUUUUUAGACUGACAUUUUCUUCACCGCUCCUGACUGCAUGUGCUGCCAUAUAAAUUGAAUGAAUAGAACGGGCAUCACCAUUCAAGUCAAUGAUGGCAUAAUGGGUGGACUGGUGGCCAUUGCGAGUGUAGCCAUAGGAGCAAAAUAUGUGCUAAAACAUGUGCUGUGAUUUGUUGAUUCAACUGAACUGACAUUACAAAAAAUACAUUUCAUUGCAUGAGCCACAUCAG
This is a messenger RNA of Coregonus clupeaformis (lake whitefish), 2522 nucleotides long. RefSeq names its product E3 ubiquitin-protein ligase NEURL1-like. Lineage: Eukaryota; Metazoa; Chordata; Actinopteri; Salmoniformes; Salmonidae. Gene Ontology annotation, biological process: negative regulation of Notch signaling pathway; nervous system development. Gene Ontology annotation, molecular function: ubiquitin protein ligase activity. Bases 153 to 1877 code for a protein of 574 amino acids. The transcript is spliced from 6 exons. The record is from RefSeq and is a predicted model, not a curated record. Gene Ontology annotation, cellular component: postsynaptic density; plasma membrane.